AUGGCUUCCAACAAGACGGCCGUCUGGCACGCCCUCGGCUUCACAACUACCUCCGAGGAGCGCACCGGACCCGGGCCCCCCUAUACGACGCCGGCCCUCCAGGCCAACCUCUUCUUCCGCGUCUUCCUCGGGAUCGUCUCCCUCUUCUUUACCUAUGUCCCUGCUCGCCUCCUCUGGAGGAACGGAGAGUUUGCCGGCACCGUUCUCUGUGUCAUGAUGCUCAUCUUCAACAGCACGACCAUCGUCAACGCCCUGAUAUGGCGCGACAACAACGUCGAGGAGUGGUGGGCCGGCUACGGAUGGUGCGACAUUCAGGUGUAUAUUCACUUUGCCCUGCAUACGGCCUUCAACAUUAGCCUGUUCGAAAUCAUGCGUGGCUUGGCUACCAAGGUCUCCCUCCGACGCGCCGACAAGCCGGCCCGCAGCGAGAUCCGGCGCCAGCGCAUCGUCUCGGCCGCCGUCAUCUUCACUUUCCCCGUCAUUCAGGUCAUCCUCACCUUCUUCACCACCAUCAGUCGGUAUAAUGUCUCGACUCUGGUUGGAUGCAGCGCCGUCUACUACCCCGGCUGGAUCUACCUGGUCUUCUACAUCCUCCCCGUUCCCGUCUUCGCCGCCCUGGCCGCCUACAUGGCAGGUCUGGCCUUUUUCCGCUAUCAAAAGAUAGACAAGGUCACCAAAGACGUGGCCCGUUCCCAGGGCGGCGUUGCAGCGGCCAGGCGAGAGCGCGUCCGGAUGAAGCUCUACUUCUUUACUCUCUGCUGCAUCGUCCUCGUGCUGCCGCUCAUCAUGGUCAUGCUAUUCGUUUACAUCGUCGAGGGCGGCCCCUGGAACCGGCGCUACGACUUUGAUGCCCUCCACUUCGGUCCUGACCCCUACAACAUCUACUUCAUCUCCUUCACCACGUCCGACAUGCUGACGUUUUCCGAACUGAACACUUCCCUUAUUGGCGUAUGUGCCGGCAUCCUCGUCGCCAUCCCCUUCGGCACCACCCCUGAGGCCAUCAACAUGUACCGCGGGAUGCUCCUCGCCGUCGGGCUCGGCUACAUCUUUCCCAAGUUGAGAAAGGAGUACAUUCCCGGCACCAAGCGCGGCUCUAGCUUCAGCUGGGGAUCACUCGGUCGUGCCCUGCGCGGCAAGCCUUUGCUCGGAUCCAACACGCCCUCCACCCACAAGGACAGCCUGCUCCUCACCGCCGAGCAAGUCUCGCUCGCAAACCACACCGACAGGGGCCACUUUUCCUCCAUGAACCAGCCUCAGCCGCGGGACUUCACCAUGGCCAGCGACAACCUCCAGUACCCGGAGAAGAGCCUGGCCAUCGCCUCAACUCACCACAACCCCUGGCCCGACCUGUUUGCCACCGAGAUCGACACGGCCACAGCCGACAUUGAAGCUGGCCGUCAUCCGCCUGCCCGCAACCCCUACCCCAUACCCCCCAUUUUGGUCGCCAAACCACCGCCCAAGUUCCCAUCCUUCUCCGUCCCUUCCCUGCACAGCCACAAGAAGACGCAUCCCCAACCAACCGCAGUCACUACCACCUCCAUCCCGUCACUGGCAAACUCUUCCUCCCUCCAAUCCCAAGCCCCGGGAACCAAAACCGGGUCCGACCCGGGUAGCACAACCAAUAUGCAGCAGCAGUAUCGAAAAGACAGCACAGCCAACUUCUCCCCAACUUCAACAACAACGUCAUUAACAACAGCAGCAGCACCGUCCAUAACAACAACGGCAGCAGCAACGAUUCCGUGGCCCCCCCCGCCGCCCCAAGGCGUGAGAGUCGAGACACGCAUCACUCAGCGGUCUAUUGAUUUGGACAUGAUGGAGGAGGAUGGAAAGGACGAUUGGGAAGCGGGGGUUGGUGGUGGGGAGUAG
This is a messenger RNA of Parathielavia appendiculata, 1866 nucleotides long. RefSeq lists its product as uncharacterized. Gene Ontology annotation, biological process: G protein-coupled receptor signaling pathway. Gene Ontology annotation, cellular component: plasma membrane. Gene Ontology annotation, molecular function: mating-type factor pheromone receptor activity. The record is from RefSeq and is a predicted model, not a curated record. The coding region runs from base 1 to 1866 and encodes 621 amino acids. Lineage: Eukaryota; Fungi; Ascomycota; Sordariomycetes; Sordariales; Chaetomiaceae. The transcript has 3 exons.